Molecule: messenger RNA, 1002 nt
Organism: Soboliphyme baturini
Lineage: Eukaryota; Metazoa; Nematoda; Enoplea; Dioctophymatida; Soboliphymatidae
Source: the annotation of a GenBank genome assembly
AUGGCGAACGUUCUGCAGAAAAUAGCGGAGAUCGAAGCGGAGAUGGCCCGAACACAGCGGAACAAGGCGACGAUGGGUCAUUUGGGACUUCUGAAGGCCCGUUUGGCAAAACUGCGACGGGAGCUUAUUAUGCCUAAGAGCGGAGGCGGUGGCGCGGGCGAGGGUUUUGAUGUGGCGAAAACCGGAGACGCCCGAAUAGGCUUUGUUGGCUUUCCUUCCGUCGGCAAGUCGACUCUCCUGACCAAUCUCGCUGGAGUCUACUCCGAAGUCGCAGAAUACGAGUUCACAACUUUGACUACGGUGCCUGGCGUUGUUCGUUACAAAGGGGCCAAAAUCCAGUUGCUCGAUUUACCGGGUAUUAUCGAAGGAGCGAAGGACGGCAAGGGUAGAGGUCGUCAGGUGAUCGCUGUAGCGCGCACCUGCAACCUGAUUCUUAUUAUUUUGGACGUGUUGAAGCCGCUUGUUCACAAGCGCAUAAUCGAACGGGAACUGGAGGGAUUCGGUAUUCGGCUGAACAAGAAACCUCCGAACAUCUACUUUAAGAAGAAAGACAAAGGUGGUGUGAAUUUAAGCACAAUGGUCCCUCAAUCAGAACUGGAUCUGGAAACAGUGAAGACGAUCCUUGCAGAGUACCGCAUCCACAAUGCAGAUUUAACUUUGAAAUACGAUGCCCCAACCGAAGAUCUGAUUGACGUCAUCGAGGGAAACCGAGUGUAUAUACCGUGCAUCUACGUACUGAACAAGAUCGACCAGAUUUCCAUUCAGGAGUUGGACAUCAUCUAUAGGAUUCCCCACUGUGUUCCCAUAUCUGCUCAUCAUAAGUGGAAUUUCGACGACCUUCUGGAUAAAAUGUGGAUUUACCUCAGUUUGAUACGCAUUUAUACAAAGCCGAAGGGCCAACUUCCUGACUACAACGCUCCAAUCGUUCUACCGUAUGAAAAAAGAACUGUAGAAGACCUCUGCAUUAAGAUCCAUAAAAGUCUCGCUAAGGAGUUCAAAUAG